Messenger RNA from Cooperia oncophora, 558 nucleotides. NCBI's taxonomy places the organism in Eukaryota, Metazoa, Nematoda, Chromadorea, Rhabditida, Trichostrongylidae. The record is from the annotation of a GenBank genome assembly.
AUGAAUUCACUGCCUAUCACGGUGGCAUUUCAACCCACUGUCGACUGUUUGGUACUUGUUCAGGACGAAGAGACCGCACUACAUUGUGCGGCAGCACGUGGACAUCUCGAAUGUGUGCAGACACUACUCGAUGCUGGCUCGUCCGUCGACGAUUACGACAACCAUCAUCGAACGCCGUUGCUAUGCGCCCUGGAAAAUGGCCAUUUGGAUAUCGCUCUGCUACUCAUCCAUAAGGGCAGCAAGAUUAAUGAGCCGGACGACCGUGCGAACACUCCGUUACAUGUGGCCGCUCGGCUCGGUUUACUUACUGCCGUUCAAACACUCUGCCAUUGUGGAGCCGAUGUCGAUCUGGCAAACCAGGACUCCCUGACUCCGCUCCAUCUAGCCGCUCGAGAGGGAUUCCUCGACAUUGUAAGGGUACUUUGUCUGGCUAAAUCGAAUGUUGCCAGAAAAACCAAGGUGAGCUAUUUUGGAAUCUCAAGAGAAUCGGCUCUUUGUGAAAAACAGCCAUCAAUUCUUCCCUAUCUGUUAGUGAAAGCUCUUUCAGAAAAGAGUUGA